Cyprinodon tularosa is the source of this 3842-nucleotide messenger RNA. RefSeq names its product aminopeptidase N-like. Gene Ontology annotation, molecular function: peptide binding; metalloaminopeptidase activity; zinc ion binding. The record is from RefSeq and is a predicted model, not a curated record. NCBI's taxonomy places the organism in Eukaryota, Metazoa, Chordata, Actinopteri, Cyprinodontiformes, Cyprinodontidae. The transcript has 21 exons. Gene Ontology annotation, biological process: proteolysis; peptide catabolic process. Gene Ontology annotation, cellular component: cytoplasm. Bases 329 to 3289 code for a protein of 986 amino acids.
UCUCACAGAGCUUCCUAACGGACCCUUUAUCUUUAUAAACCUGUGGAUGGAAACCCUUGUAAGGAUCAAAGGAAAAAGCAAGGAAAGUGUGAUGGUUAGGAAACUGCAGCCUUCCCUGAGGUUUACCUAACCCAUGCAUUAGUGGGAAGAACCAAGUGACCGCCUCCAGAUGUGUGUGAGAGAGAGAGAGAGAGAGAGAACUGCUUGACUAUCUACAAUGAACAUCGCCCUCUUCACACUCCAACACUUACUCUUUGCUCCUUUGGCAGUGCCCAGGUUAAUGCUUAAUCCAUCGCACACCUAUAAUUUCUAAGGCCCAGCCCUGUUUAUGAGAAAGGGGUUAUGUCGAUGCCUUCAGAUCAGUUGGCCUAGUUUGCAGGUCGACCUGCUCAGAGACUCGUCUCCAGCUGUCAAGCAAAGGAACCUUCAGGACGGGUCAGAAGAAGCUUCCAAAAUGCCACGAAAAUCCAGCUUGUCCAUUGGCUUCGCCAUCGCCUUAGCCAUCCUGACGAUUUCUGCCAUCGGUGGGAUGAUCUCCAUGAUAAUCGUUUUUGAAAUUGAGAAAUCUCAAAUAAACAUGACAGAGCCUCCACCAACAGUACCAACUACAAUGGCACCGCUGCCGACGAGUUGGCGUCUACCAAGGUACCUGAUUCCUGAAAGGUACGAGAUCACCAUCCAGGUUGACCUCUACACCAGAAUCGUGGAAGAGGUGAACGUAACGACCCCAAACCAGACGCUGCACUUCCAUGGAAACUCCACUGUGCACUUCCAGUGUCACCAAAACACAAACGUCAUCUUCCUCCACAGCCUUGGGCUGAAGGUUUCCUCUCCACGCGUAAUUAACAAAGACACAAAGGAGGAGAUGAAAGUCAUCUCACUCACACACCAGGAAAAUGGUACUGACUUCUUGGUGAUUCAAAUAGAAAACUUCUUUAAGAGGAACGGGAACUACAGUUUAUUUCUGGCGUUUAAGGGAGAAAUAUCGGAAUAUCUUGAUGCAUUUUAUGUAAGCAGAUAUGCUGAAUUUAACACCGAGGCUGAAAAUGUAACCAUAGAGGAAAGAUUUCUUGCAGCCACAGAUCUGGAACCAACAGGAGCAAGACAAAUAUUUCCAUGUUUCGAUGAACCAGACAUGAAGGCUGUUUUUCAGUUGAAAGUCAUCCAUAGACGUAAAACAAAGGCUCUGGCAAACACAGCAGGAAAAGCACCCAUAAUUCUAAACGAUGAGUGGCAAAUGACCCUUUUUGAGGACACACCAAAGAUGUCGAGCUAUUUAUUUGCCUUCACAGUCUCAGAGUUUGAAGAUUUUGCCAAAUUCUAUGAUCACCGUGUGGAUAUCAAAACCUAUGCCCGUCCCGAAGCUAUAAAGGCACACCAUGCUGAUUAUGCCGCCAAAAUUACUGCUAAGAUCCUGGAUUUCUACGAAAAGCAUUUGAAUCAGUCGUAUGGAAUGAGAAAACUUGAUCAAAUUGCUCUGCCAGACUUGAAUUUUGCAGCAAUGGAGAACUGGGGUCUGAUUACGUAUCAGGAACCCGCUCUGCUCUAUGUGGAAGGAGUCUCCUCAUUGUUGCAAAAGGAAGCAAUCGCUGAAAUUAUAGCUCAUGAGUUGGCACACCAGUGGUUUGGAAAUUCGGUGACGAUGAAAUGGUGGAAUGAAGUCUGGCUGAAUGAAGGGUUUGCCACCUAUAUGUCCUACCUUGCAGUGGACCAAGUUGAGCCAUUAUUUCAAAUAAAAGAGAUAUCAAUCAUGAAUGAUCUCCACAAGGCAUUUGAGGAUGAUGCUCUGCAGACAUCCCAUCCUCUCAGUCAAUCGGAAGAAUUUAAGGAACCUAGUGAAAUUCUUGGGAUGUUCGAUGCUAUAAGUUACUGUAAGGGAGCCAUGGUGCUGAGAAUGCUGGCGGACCACAUGGUAGAAAGUAUUUUUGACCAGGGAGUCAGAGACUACCUCAAAAACCACACAGGAGGGAAUGUCGAACAGGAUGAUCUUUGGGAUGUGAUGGAUAAGGCCUAUAAAAUUGAGGACUCGGCUAGCCCUUCCAAGGUCAUUAAAAACUGGACGACUCAAAUCGGCUAUCCUGUCCUCACCAUCAACACCACUAAUGGAGAAUGCUACCAGAAGCAUUUCCUGUACAACAGCUCUGCUGUAUCCAACCAAACGUGGUACAUCCCGAUCAGAUACAAGAAGAAGAUAAGCUCUAACCCUGAUUAUUACAUCCUACUAAAUGGCACAUCAGAUAACAUGAGUUUCAUUGCUAAGAAAGGAGAAUGGCUCCUGGCUAACAUCAACUGUACGGGAUACUACAGAGUCAACUACAACCUGGAGAAUUGGAAGCUCCUGAUGGGUCAACUGGAAACAGAGCCAGAUCUCAUCCCACUGAUGAACAGAGGGCAGCUCAUUGAUGAUGCAUUCAACUUGGCCAGAGCAAAGCUGGUGAAUGUGACUCUGCCUCUGGAAAUGACCCGGUUCCUCCAUAAGGAGAAAGCUUUCCUCCCAUGGGAGUCAGCGGUCCGGAAUCUGGAGUACUUUGUCCUCAUGUUUGAUCGCUCUGAGGUUUAUGGACCCAUGCAGAUCUACCUGCGGCAUCAAGUAGAGGAGCUUUACAACCACUUCAAAAACCACACAGAUAAUUCCACCGUCCCCGAGGAUCACUCCUCACAGCACAUGCAGAUCACCGCCAUAGAGACAGCCUGUUCCACUGGACUCCCAGACUGCAUAGAGAUGGCUAAAGAGAAGUUUGCUGAAUGGAUGGACGUCAACGGCACCAACAACAUCCACCCCAAUCUGCGCUCCACUAUCUACUGCCAAGCAUUGGCUGCCGGUGAGAAGAAAGAGUGGGAGUUUGCCUUUGAGAAGUUUCAGGAUUCCUUUGACAGCUCAGAGAGAGAGCAGCUGAGAAGAGCUCUGUCCUGCACCAAGCAGACCUGGCUUCUCUGCAGAUACUUGGAUUACACUUUGGACCCUGACAAGAUACGUCUGAUGGAAGCCACCUCUAUCAUUAUUGACAUAGCGCAAAACGCAGAGGGACAAGCGCUGGCCUGGGACUUCAUGAGAGCCCACUGGAAUUAUUUCAGUCAGGGGAAUGCACCUCAACUUAUUGAGAGAGUGACCCGCAGGUUCUCCACACAGUUUGAGCUGCAGCAGCUGGAAAGAUUCAAGGAAGUGGGAGGCUACGACAGACACAUUGAUCAGGCCAUCGAGCAAACCAAAAUCAACAUCCAAUGGGUGAAGGAGAACAAAAACAUCAUCCUGGAGUGGUUCGAGAAAGAAACAGCCCAUCCAGAAUAAACAAAGAUUUCCAUGUUUUGUAGCCGAUGGGAUCAGCGGCGCAGCCGGUUUUCAGGCAACUUUAAAGUGAAGGAAACUACAGAUCAAGUUUAAGGAUUCAAAAAUUCAACAGGUGAUAGUUAAUCAAAUGAAAGCCGCGUCCAGUGUAGGACAGUCAGUCAGAGGCAUGCCGUUGUUUGUGUAAAUAGUAACGAAUGUUAUUUAUUGUGUAUUCAAUGAAAACAGUAAAAAUAUAAAUAUGUAUCGCUUCUCUGAACUUUGUAUCUGCUGCUCGAACAACACUCUUUGGUGAGAAUGUCCUGUUUUUUUGUUUUUGUGUGUUGCUGCUUCAUCAGGGAUCAAAAUGAUUGUUUUUAAUAAUCAUCUAACUGUCCUAAUGCAAAAACUAUGCAAUCAACCAGAGUUUUCCUGCAGCUGGUUUUAAAACACAAACAUCCACAUCUGAAAGUCUGUUUGUGUGUUAUAUGUGUUCCAAUCAAAGUAUCCAAUCACUGCUAACAUUUUCAUUUUGCUGAAAUUGUUGCUUUUAAUAAAUAAAAAAGAAAAAUAAUCC